UUCUUUUUUUUUGAAAAUUUCAAUUUCUUUUUCCGACGAACAAAACAAAAAAAAAAAAUCUGUUUAGCUUCCGAUGAACUCCGAAAUCGUUAGCCAGAUGCCGCCGGCGACUCCAUCCACGCCUUUCGAUGACAACGCUGCAGUUGACUUAGAGCUCGCGGCGGCACUAGGAGGAGGAGGAGGAGGUGACUCAAACGGCGGCUGUGGAAGGAGCAAAGCGAAGGGACCUUGGUCGACGGAGCAGGACGCGGUUCUGACGAGGCUCGUGAACAAGCUGGGGCCGAGGAACUGGACUCUGAUAUCCCGCGGAAUCCCAGGCCGGUCUGGUAAAUCGUGCCGGUUAAGGUGGUGCAAUCAGCUCGAUCCUUGCCUCAAACGCAAACCGUUCACCGAUGAGGAGGAGAAUCUGUUAAUGUCAGCACACGCGGUUCACGGUAACAAAUGGUCUGUGAUUGCAAAGCUCUUACCUGGGAGAACAGAUAACGCUAUCAAGAACCACUGGAACUCUGCGCUUAAGCGUAAACACGCUGAUCUCUGGAACAGUCAUCAUCACUCCAUCUCUAAUGCAUCAUCGUCCCGCAAAGAAGAAACCAAUUAUCACCCUCCCUCGGUAUCAACUGAUGUUAAAAUGGAGGGUGAGGCAAGCAAGACUCGGGAAGGGAAGUGUUGUAAGCCUGGUGUUUAUCGCCCCGUGGCGAGACUCGGUGCUUUCAGUGUCUACAGGCCUGGGUACAUGAACCAGCGUGUAGCUCCGUGUGAGGGACCUUUGGUUCAAGCAGCGAGAACCGACUCGUUGGGUGGUCAGUUUCUUCAGUCUCUUUGUUAUCAACCUAACGUCCCUUCGAGGUGCGGUCACGGAUGCUGUAACCAACAACCAGAGAAGAGACUGUCGUCGUCGGUGCUGGGACCGGAGUUUGUGGAUUAUGAGGGGCCUUCUUCUGUGGGUUUAGACCAAGAGUUGGUUUCUAUUGCAACUGAUCUGAACAAUAUUGCUUGGAUAAGGAGUGGACUUAACAAUAGUAGCUAUUCCAGAGAAGUGGGACAGAGUUUGAGUGUUGGUAAUCAUCUUCGUUUUGAACAUGCUCGAGCUCGAGGGAAGUUUACUGGGAUGGUGAACAAUGGUAUGCCAAGUCAGAUGCUGAGACAAGAUUUAAGGGCUUUAAUCUAACUUUUAGAGAGAAACACAUUUCGUUUAAUAUAUUUCUCUCUUGUAUCUGAUCGUAGAAUAUCGAAAUUUUACUAAGCAAACUUCGCGCGA
Messenger RNA from Brassica oleracea var. oleracea, 1258 nucleotides. RefSeq lists its product as uncharacterized. Bases 74 to 1168 code for a protein of 364 amino acids. Gene Ontology annotation, molecular function: RNA polymerase II cis-regulatory region sequence-specific DNA binding; DNA-binding transcription factor activity, RNA polymerase II-specific. Lineage: Eukaryota; Viridiplantae; Streptophyta; Magnoliopsida; Brassicales; Brassicaceae. Gene Ontology annotation, cellular component: nucleus. The record is from RefSeq and is a predicted model, not a curated record. The transcript has 2 exons. Gene Ontology annotation, biological process: regulation of DNA-templated transcription.